AGAUUUAUCUUCUGCUGCAGAAGAUCAGCGCGUGCCUCUCACGAGCCUCUCUCUCACUAGCAUACAUUUCGUCUGCUGCUAGUCUAUCCUUUUUCAUCUUUUGGAUUAUUUUUCGAAGAGAAUUUAAAGAAAGUGCAAAAGAGAGCUAGAAUAUUAAAAUUAUUUGGAAUUUAAACAGAAAGAGUUCAUUCUACAGUGAUUUAUGCAUAUAAUACUCGGAUAUUGUGUAUUCUACACGAAUAAAUAAAAGAAAAGUAACAUAGAAGCGGGUCAGGAUGGGUGUGGGUGACGAUAUUGCCCCACGUUUUACACAAAAGCCAUCCCUCAAACAGGAAGAAAAUGGAAACAAACUCGUGUUUCAGUGCGCCCUUGAGGCCUCCCCAAAACCGGAAAUUAACUGGUUCAGGGGGCAAACACCACUUCAAGAAUCUGAUAGGAUUAAAAUGCGUGUUGAUAAUGCCGGAGGGAAUACAUACAGUGUUGUCAUGGAUAUAACCGGUGUUACACAACAAGAUGGCGGAUCUUAUAAAGUUGUUGCUAAAAAUAAACUUGGUGAAAUGUCAGCUUCCAUUAAUUUGAAUUUUAAUGCACAAACGCAAAACCAACAAGAUGGGAUAGCUCCAAAUUUUACCCAGAAGCCUUUGAUCAAGCAGUUGGAUGGAGGCAAGAGAAUGUUAUUUGAAUGUCAACUCACAGCAGAUCCGGCACCUAUCAUUACUUGGUUCAGAGACACAGCACAACUUGCAGCUGGAGAUCGUCUCAAGAUGGACACAAAACAGAAAGGUCCAAAAGAAUACACUAUAACAUUAGAAAUCAGUAAUGUAUCACCACAAGAUGCUGGUAGUUAUAGGGUAACUGCCAAAAAUGCCCUCGGAGAAAGUAACGCAACUAUCGGACUUAACUUUGAUGUCGGAUCAGCUCCCCCUAGCAGCCCGCCAAGUUUCAUAGGAAAACCGGUUAUACGUCAAGUACAGAAAUCUAUUGUAUUUGAAUGUCGGUUAAAAGGUGAACCUGCCCCAUCCAUUACCUGGAUGCAGGGGACUAAUGUUAUACAGUCCGGCGGCCGUAUUAUUAUCUCGCAAACAAAAGAUGCUGAAAAUAUUCAUAUACUGACUCUUGAAAUACAAGGCGUAGGAAUACAAGAUGGAGGGGAAUAUAAGGUUUUGGCUAAAAACACGAAAGGCGAGGCUGUUGCUACCAUUAAUUUGAAUUUGGAAGGUAAAAAGCCUCAGGUACCAACAGGAAAAGCUCCUCACUUCCUUCAGAAACCAACGAUAAAGCAGCAGGCGAACCAGCUAGUUAUGACGUGUAUCCUUGAAGCUAAACCCGCGCCACAAAUCAAAUGGUUCCGUGAAACUCAGGAGCUGUCACAGGGAGGACGCUACAACAUCAAACUAGAGAGUGAUGCUAAAACACCCGAGGGUUUUACUGCUAUACUACAAAUCAAGGACCCUAAACCAGAAGAUGGAGGGGCAUAUAAAUGUACAGCAACCAAUGAAAAUGGAGAAUCUAACGCUAACAUCACCCUUAACUUCUCAGCUAAGGCCAAACCAGGAGCCCAGGCUGGAAAGACAUCAGGCAAACCACCUGUGUUCAAGGAGAAGCCCAAAGUCACCCAGGAGGGUGCUGGCAAGAACCUUUUGAUUGAGUGCAAAUGUACUGCCAGCCCGAAACCCAACCUUUCCUGGUUCAAAGAUAAUCAACCUCUUACAGAAACAAAUAGAGUCAAAUCUCGAAUGUCAGGAACUGGCGAAGAAUAUGUCAUCAAUCUAGAUAUUCUUAAUUUCACAAAAGCAGAUGGUGGUGUAUAUAAAGUUAUUGCUAAGAAUGACAGUGGAGAAGGAACAGCUAGCAUUACUAUAAAUCUUGAUGCUGGUGCUAAACCUAAACCAGAAGAAAAGAAAGAAGAAACUCAAAUUGAAAAACUGGCUGAGAAAAAAGAAGAAAAGCCGGCAGAAAAACCAGUCGAGAAAAAAGAAGAAAAGCCAGCAGAAAAACCAGUCGAGAAAAAAGAAGAAAAGCCAGCAGAAAAACCUGCUGAGAAGAAAGAAGAAAAGCCAGCUGGUGCUGCACCUGUUCUCAAAGAUAAACCAAUUGUUAAACUUGAAAAUAAUGGACAAUUGUUGACUAUUAGAUUUGUAAUAAAAUCAGCCGUGAAACCCACUGCCCUAUGGUCAUUUGGUGGAAUACCACUUAAAAGUGGAGGGAGAUAUUUUCUGAACGUACAACCUAGCAAGACAGAUAAAGAAGAGUUUACUAUAUUACUGGAAUGUAAAUCUCCAAGUGACAAAGACUCUGGAUUGUACAAGACAGCUGUUAAAACACCAAAUGGAACAUUAGAUGCUGAAACCAAAAUAAACAUCAAAGAAUUGAUAGCUGCAGCAAGAGGGGAUCCACCUAAGUUCACAACUAAACUUGCGCCACAGACAGUAGACGAUGGAGAAAAUGUGGAAAUGUCGGCCAAGGUCACUGGUACAGAUCCUAUUCAAAUCAAAUGGACUAAGGGAGGUAAACUAUUCACUGGUACCAAAAAUGCCAAGGUGACAUUUGCCAGCAACACAGCUACACUCAGUAUUACGUCUGCUACUAAAGAUGAUGCCGGAAGUUACUCUGUCGAGGCCAAAAAUCAACACGGAAAAGCUGCAUGCUCAGCUUCUCUUACUGUAAAAGAAAAACCCAAGUUGAAGGUUACAGAACCAGAAGAAAAGAUUGAAAAGAAAGAAGCUAAACCAGCAGAAUCUAAACCUCAAGAUGAGAAAGACAAGAAGCCAAAAGAACCUGCUCCUAAAAAAGUAGAACCCAAAGCAGAGAAAAAGGACGAAAAGGCCCCAAAGGAGCCAGAAAAACCCAAAGAGAAAGAACCUGAAAAGAAAAAACCUGAGAUUAAGGUUGAUUCAAAAACUGUAAAAGAACCUUCCCCAAAGCCUGAAAGCAAACAGAAAUUAUCCAGGAGCCCUUCCCCAGCUCCCCCAAAACGUAAAGAAUCGCAGACACCCUCCAUAGUUGUUGGAGAUGAUGAUACUUCCCAUACAGAGAGUUUAUCAGAACUUGGCGAGGAGGAUGAAUUAGUUAAGAAAACUGUGCUGGAAGUGUCAGAAAAGAAGCACGGAGAAGGUCGUCGUAUUUCAGUGGUCAAACACAAGGAACCAGAGAAAGCUAAGAUUGAUGGACCGACUCACAAGAUCAAGGAUAAACCUACAAACCAGAGUAUCAUAGAAGGUGAUCCCCUAAGAAUGAAGAUCCCAUUGGACAUAGUACCAGACUUGCCACCACCGUCUAUCAAGUUCUGGAGAGCUGGACGUGAGAUCCGUGAAGACUCUCGCACCAAUUUUGGUUUACGUGACAACCAAGCCUUGCUACAAGUGCAGAAGACAAGAUUCACAGACGAGGCAAAAUACUCUCUAACAGUUGAGCAGGAAGGCGUCGUUGUUGACAAAGUUGUUUGGAGUGUCUUUAUUAAAGAUCCUAAAGAUCAAGCAAUGGACUUCAGGUCCCUUCUUAAACACAGGGAGGGAAAGAAGAAAGGAGGUGAUGAUGAAGAUAUUGAUUGGGGAAUGCUAAAACCAGAAGAGCCUGCUCCCAUUGAGCAGAAACGUCGUAUGUCGCAAAUUGAGAUGACAAAGAUGGCACUGAAGAAAGUCGAGUCUGACAGUGAAGAUGAAAGGAGUGGUAGCAGACGUCAAUCAAUAGAUGAAUCAAAUAAGCUUGACGUCAUUCCCAAAAAAACAUUAACCGCCGAAAAAUUGGAAGCCAUUGAUGCUCAACAACAACAAAGACGUGCGUCUAUGCAAGGUCGAAGAAUGUCAUUGGUAGAGGCCAUUCCGGAUUGGCCAGCACUCAAACAUGCAGAAAAAGAGGUCGAGAUGCCAGAGAAAUGGAUCACUGAACUUGAAGACCGCAAAGUACGUGAAGGAAUCGAGGAAGUCGUGUUCUCCGCUAGGUUCUGUAAACCGGACGCACAGUACCGCUGGUACAAGAAUAAACUGGAGAUAUUCCAGGGGGAGAAGUAUCAUUUUGAGGUUAUUGAUGACGAGUACAAAUGUACAAUCAGGAACAUAAAACUCGACGACAAUGCUCGCUACAUCUUAGAGUGCGGAAAAGUUCCACUCAAAACGGACGCUUGGUUAUAUGUUGAAGAGAAGCCUCCGGAGUAUUUCUUCCAGCAGAAUUUACCAGCUAAAUAUGGUAUUCAGACAAAGAAGGAAGGCAUGCUUGAAUGCUUUGUUAAUGAUAACAAGGCCAAGGUGAAAUGGUACAAGGACGGACAAUUGGUUGAGUAUGACCAGGGUAAAACAGAGAUACGUCGCAGAGAGAAUCGUUGCAUCCUCAGUUUCCCGAACAUGAGUAAAGAGUUUGAAGGUCACUAUGAAUGUAAAAUCACCGUUGGAGAAGCUGUCACAAAAUGUGAUCUUAAAUGCACUCAACCAGCUUGGGAGUUCAUGAAGAAGUUGGAAGAUAUUGAAGGUCAAGAGAGACAGAAAGCCAUCUUUGAGUGUGAUGUCAGUGAUCCAGAGGCAGAGGUGUCCUGGUUUAGAGAUGAAAAGGGUGAUGGCGAGUUUACGGAGCUGAAAGCCGGUGGUAAAUAUGAGUUUGUCAAGGACGGUCACAAACGUCGUCUGCAGAUCAAGAACUGUAGCAGUCGUGACGAGGGUAAAUACAAGUGCGUCAUGCAGGAUAAAGAAACAGCUGCACAACUUUUCGUUGAACCUGAUAUUAAAUUCUUUAAGAAGCUGGAGAAUAAGAAAGAGAAGGAAAAGGGAACGUUAAUGCUCGAUUGUAAAGCCUCUAACCCAAACAGUGCUCCAGUUAAAUGGUUAAAAGAUGGAAAACCUAUUGACAAAGAUGACUCCCGUUUUGAAAUUUCGAAGAAGGGAGAGGUAAUGAAGAUGUUGGUGAAGAACCUCACAGAAGAUGAUGCGGGAGAAUAUGCUUGUCAGGUGGGCGAGAGAACCACUAAAUGUCAGGUCACCAUCGAAGAAUUACCUAAACCUCCCAAGGUUGACUUCAGUCGUGUACCAAAGGAAGUCAUCCUGAAGAAGGGAGAGAGAUUGCAGCUUGAUAUACCUUUUGUUGGAACACCAAAGCCUGUAGCUGAAUGGUCGAGGGACGGCUCACCGUUAUCUGAUCAAGACACUGACAUCGAGACAAAGGACAAGUCGACACAUCUUGUAGUACCGAGUGUAGUGAGAGGUGAUACUGGAGAGUAUUGUGUUACUCUGUCUAACGAGGUCGGAACCGAGAAAGUCCCCAUCAAUGUUAUUGUACUUGACAAGCCUGGUAAACCAAAGGGUCCUCUUGAUAUUGUUGACGUCUUCUCUGACCGUGCCGCCCUGUUAUGGGACCGUCCUGAUGAUGACGGAGGCAGUCCUAUUACAGGUUAUGUUGUUGAGAUGAAAGAAGCCGGCAAGGACUGGAAGAAGGUUUGUGACACAGAUGACAUUGAGAUUGACGUAGCUGACCUCAAGGAAGGAAAUCGUUACACAUUCCGUGUAGCUGCCGUAAACGCACAAGGACAGAGUGACUGGCUCGAGGCUGACGGGGAAAUUCUUGCUAAAGACCCAUGGGAUCCCGCUGACCCUCCACGUGAUCCUAAGAUCAUUGAUUAUGACAAGGAUUAUGUUGAAGUUGGCUGGUUACCACCAGAGAGAGAUAACGGGGCACCAGUAGAUAAAUACAUCAUUGAAUACAGGGAAAAAGAUAAGGGAGACUGGAAACCGGGUACCGAGGUUCCAGGUGAUGUGGAUAAGGGAACCGUAGAAGGUUUGGUCGAAGGAAAGGACUAUGAAUUCAGAGUUAUUGCCCAUAACAAGGCUGGUAAUUCUGAGCCCAGCAUGGUGUCACCACCAGUCAAGACAAAGGCCAGAAAAGUAAAACCAAGAAUCACCAACAAGAAUGACCUCAAGCCUAUACGUAUCAAGGUCGGUCAAGCUUUCUCCGUCACCGGACAGUUCAUUGGUGAACCUGCUCCUGAAGUCACAUGGUCUAUCAAACACGUGGAUGGUAAAGAGGAUGUGGUAACUUCAAAUGAAAUCAUAAAGAUUAAGAAUUCUCCAAAAGAGUCGGAACUUGCUGGUAAAGACUGUAUCCGUAAGAACACUGGUAUCUAUAAGAUCACCGUGGAAAACAAACAUGGCAAGGACGAUGCUGAACUAGAGAUUGUUAUACUUGGUCCACCUGGCAGACCUAAAGGUCCCCUUGAAGUUGCUGAUAUCACAAAGAACAGUGCUAAACUUGCCUGGAAAGAACCUGAAGAUGAUGGUGGUCAGCCCAUUGAGGGUUACCGUGUGGAGAAGAUGGAUUUAGAGAAGGGAAGAUGGGAACCGGUUAAAUCAACACGUAAACCUGAACUAGAUGUACCAAAACUAGUCGAGGGUCAUCAAUCCAAGUUCCGUGUCAUUGCUGAAAGUCCAAAUGGUGACAGUGAACCAUUAGUACUGGAAGAUCCAAUCACAGCCAAAGAUCCAUUUAAUGAGCCAUUCCCUCCCGGCCAACCUCAGGCUAAGGAACAAGACAGGGAUCAUAUUACCAUCAAGUGGGAACCACCAGAGAACGACGGUGGUGCACCCAUCACAGGUUACGAUAUUGAACGUAAAGAACCAAAGAGCAAUAGAUGGAUCAAGCUCAACAGAACCCCUGUUUCAGAACCAGAGUAUGAGGAUACAAAGGUGACAGCAAACAAAGAAUAUGAAUAUCGUGUCAUCGCCCAUAACAAGAAGGGACCUUCUGGCCCCUCUAUGCCUUCUAAAACAAUCACGGCUAAACCAACGAAAGAGGCCCCUAAGGUGGAUCUAACAAGCUUGUUUGGUGCUAAGGAAGUGCGUGUUAAGGCUGGUGAACCAUUGAAGCUUGCCCUCGGUAUAACAGGAUCUCCUACACCUACUGUAACAUGGCUGAAGGAUGGUAAACCUAUAGACAGGGCCACAACAUCUAAUACUGAUGAGGAUGCUAAAUUAGAAAUUCCAAGAGCCGAACGUGGUGACACUGGAAAAUACCAGAUCAAAGUGGAAAAUGAGAAUGGUUCUGACACAGCUGAAGUUCCUGUCAUUGUUCUAGACAAGCCAGGAGCACCAGAAGGACCACUAGAGGUCACUGACCAGAUGGCUGACUCCUGCAAGUUGUCAUGGAAACCACCUAAAGAAGAUGGAAAUGCUCCUAUCAUGGGUUAUGUUGUUGAGAAAUGUGAAGAGGGUUCAGACUUCUGGGAGAAGGUACCAGGCGUGGUACAGGGAGAGUCUCACAAGGUACCUAACCUCACCGAGGGUAAGAAGUACAAGUACCGUGUCCGUGCAGAGAACAUGUACGGUGUUGGAGACCCACUGGAGACCACUAAACCACAUCUUGCCAAAAAUCCAUUCGACACACCAGAUGCUCCACAAGAUCUUGAGAUUGAUAGUUAUGACAAGAGAAGUUGUAACCUAAAAUGGAAGAAACCUCUCCAUGAUGGUGGAAAUCCAAUCAAAGGCUACAUUGUUGAGAAGAAGGACAAGAGGGGAGACUGGACACCAUGUAAUAAUUUCCCUGUAGCUGACACUAAGUUCCCAGUAAUGAACCUUCGUGAAGGACAGGUUGUUGAGUUCCGUGUGAAGGCCGUGAAUGAUGGCGGCCCCGGUGCACCAAGUAAACCUACAGCUCCACAUACUGUCAGAGAUCCUGUCUUUGAAGCAGGCGCCCCAGGCACCCCCAAUGUUGAUGAAAUCACUAAAAAAUCUGCCACCAUCUCAUGGACAAGACCAAAGAAUGAUGGAGGCAGUAAACUGCAGGGAUACGUCAUUGAGAAGAAGAUGCCUGGUGAAGAUUGGGUAGAAUGUAUGGAAGUGCCAGAACAUCAGACACAAGCCACUGUGCCAAACCUCAAGGAAGGCGAGAAGUACCAGUUCAGGGUUCGCGCUAUCAACUCCCUCGGACCAGGUGAGGCCAGCAAGCCUACUGAUGUUAUCACAGCUGAAGAUCAACCAUGCAAGCCAACACUUGACCUGUCAGGUGUCAAGGAUGUCACAGUGCACGCUGGCCAGGAGAUCAGAAUCAGUGUGCCAUUCAAAGGUGUACCUAAACCUACAGCCAAAUGGUUCAAUGGAGACAAUGAAAUUGAUCAUCCAAGAUCUACAUGUGCUUACUUGGUAGAAGGGAUGAAUAUGGGUGAAAGACAGCUUGAGAAGGAUGAGGUUGUCCUGAAUGUGAGAAAAUCAGAGAGAUCUGACACUGGUAGAUACAAGUUACAACUCAAGAACCCAUCCGGUACUGCUGAAGGUUUCCUUAAUGUAACCGUACUUGACAAGCCUGGUAAACCAGAAGGACCACUUGAAGCCACAGACUUUAAGGGAGAGUCUCUAACACUCAACUGGAAACCUCCACUUGAUGAUGGUGGAGAAAGAAUCACCAGAUAUGUUGUGGAGAAGAAAAAGAAAGGAACAGACAAAUGGUCUAAGGCUGGAGGAUUUGUAUCAUCACCUACAUGUGAUGUACGCAAUCUGGAACCAGGUACCGAGUAUGAGUUCCGUGUCAUGGCAGAGAACUCUAACGGUGUUAGUGAACCAUUGAUGACCACAGAACCUGUACUGGCGAAAUAUCCAUAUGACAAGCCUGGAGCACCAGGUGUACCUAAAUGUAAGACAACAACAGAGGACAGUAUAACUCUAACAUGGUCACCACCCAAGAGAGAUGGAGGUAACCCCAUCACUGGAUAUGUCAUGGAGAAAAGAGAGAAGGGUGAUGAUAAAUGGAUAAAAUGUAGUUAUUCUGACAUCCCAGACACAGAGUUCACGGCCAAGGGUUUGACGGAGGGUAAAGAGUGUGAGUUCCGUGUAGCAGCUGUCAACAAUGCUGGCACCGGAGAGUUCAGUAGCUGUACCGAACCUAUCAAGGCUCAACCUCCUCCAAUUGCUCCAAAGGUCAGCCCAGAGUUCAUGGGUAGAGACAUUAUUGCCAAGAGGGGUGAGCCCUUCAAAAUUAGCAUUCCUUACACUGGCAGACCUGUACCAACAGUGGAAUGGUCCAAUAAUGGUAUGAGAAUAAAUGAAGAGCCAGGCCGUGUAGCAUUUGAGAAUGACUUGAACAACAUCGUGUUUAAAUGUAAGAGUGCUGAGAAAGGUGACGCUGGUAAAUACAACUUGGUGAUGAGGAACGACCUUGGUAUGGACUCUGUACCAAUCAACGUGAUCGUAGUCGACGCACCCGGUAAACCUGAUGGUCUUACAGCAGCCGAUAUUACAAAUGACAGCUGUAUGCUUAAAUGGAACCCACCAAAGGAUGAUGGUGGAAGUCCAAUCCAGAACUACAUCAUCGAGAAGAAGGACAUGCGCUCAGGUGACUGGAUACCAUGCAGCAAAUACUGUAGGGGAACCAGCUACGAGGUUCUCAAUCUCGAUGAAGGUCAUGAAUACCAGUUCCGUGUCAAGGCAGAGAAUGAACAUGGUGUUAGUGAACCUAUCAUGCUAGACAGUCCCAUCACUGCACAAAAUCCAUGGACUCGUCCUGAUGCUCCUACUGGUCUAUCACCUGAUGAUAUUGAUGCCACAUCAGUUGCUCUCACCUGGCAGAAACCAAAGAAUGACGGUGGUAAAAAGAUACAAGGUUACAUUGUUGAAUACAAGGAACCGACCUCUAACAGGUGGAAACAAGCCAACGCUGCACCUGUACAGGGUACCAACUUCAAGGUUGAUGAUCUUGAGAAAGGUCAGGAGUACGAGUUCCGUGUUCGAGCCAAGAAUGAAGCUGGUCUUAGUGAACCGAGCCAUGCUACUGGACCCAUCCUUACACGUCCAAAAUACUCCAAGCCACAUCCACCAGGAAUACCAAACAUUUCCAAUGUUGGCAGAAACUUUGUCGAGCUCACUUGGGACAAACCACUCAAAGAUGGAGGCAGCAAAGUUACAGGAUACAUUGUUGAGAAGAAACCCACAGAUAGUGACAACUGGCAGAGAGUCUCAUCUGUCCCAUGUAUUGACAGGAACUACCUUGUUGGUGACCUCGUGGAAGGUUCAGACAUGGAAUUCCGUGUGUCUGCUAUCAAUGCUGCCGGUCAAGGUGAACCAAGUGGAGCCAGCAGCCCUGUCAAGGUCAAAGAAAAGAUUGUUGGUUAUGCACCAGAUAUUGUGAAGAAGUUGCACAAUGUAAGUGGACCAGCUGGAGGAGAAGCUGUUUUCUCUGUACAAGCUGAAGGCAAACCUCAACCAGAAAUCUUUUGGUACAAGAAUGGUAUACCUAUUGGAAACACAUCUCGUAGCCGCAUGAAGCAGGAUGGCGAUGUUUAUGUACUGACAAUGUCGGACCUGUCUCCAUCUGACGCCGGGAAAAUCUCUUGUGAACUCCGUAACCCUCUCGGAACUGACUCCAGUUACUGCAAUCUUAAAGUUGUCUCUCCUCCUAAGAUUGAGAAGGAGAUCAAGGAUCAGACUCUGAUGUGCGGUGAACCAUGGAAAAUCAAACUUCCACUCAGUGGAGAUGGUCCAUUUGAUGUUGUCAUCAAGAAAAACAAUAAAGAGUUGCCAGUCACUGAGUCUUCACGUAUGAAGAUCUCUCCAUUCGAUGAUUUCUGUACCAUACAACUUAAAGAUUUAGAGAUGGGUGACUCUGGUCAGUAUAGGAUUGAAGUAUCUAAUGACAGUGGUACGGCCAGCUGUGGAUUCAGGAUGAAUGUUGUCAAUAUUCCAAGCCCACCAGUAGGACCUCUGGAUGUAGCUGAGAUCACAAAGAACACUUGUCAUCUGUCAUGGAAACCACCAAAGGACGAUGGUGGAUGUAAGGUCCUUGGUUACAUGGUGGAGAGACAAGAAGUUGGUAAACCAUACUGGACAACUGUCUCCUCUAGAUGCAAGGACACAGCUAUAGAUGUACAAGGUCUGAUGGAGAAUGGUAAAUACCUGUUCCGUGUCUCCGCCAUCAACGACAACGGACAAUCUGAACCACUGACAGCAGAAAACCCAAUCAUUGCUAAGAUGCCAUACGAUGUACCAAAUUCUCCUGGUAUACCAGAGGUUGAGGAAGUAGGCAGCGAUUUUGUCAGCCUCAACUGGGCCAAACCUUCUUCUGAUGGUGGCGGUAAAAUUACUUCUUACUGGGUCGACAAACGCGAACACGGCAAGGAAGAUUGGAGUCGAGUUAAUACACAUCCAUGUAUCACAAACAUGAUUAAUAUUCCAAACUUGAUUGAAGACAGGAGAUACGAGUUCCGUGUGUUUGCUGAAAAUGGUGCCGGCUUGAGUAAACCAUCAGUAGCUUCUAACAGCAUCAAAAUCAAGGAUCCAAAUGCUGCUGUUGCACCCGAGUUUGCCAGCCAUCUCAGGAAGGUACAUGCCACUGAGGGAAGAACUGCCAGGUUUGAGUGUGAAGUUACCGGAACACCAAAACCAGACAUUGCUUGGUUUAAGGGCAGUAGAGAACUCUUUGAUGAUAAUAAACAUGAGAUUGUUUCCGAUGGUGACACAUAUUCUCUGAUCAUAAAAGAAGUAUUUGGUGAAGACCAGGACGAAUAUCUUUGUAAAGCAACCAACCGUGGCGGCACCAAGACAAGUAGAGCUGACCUUGAAAUAAGCUCACCACCAAAGAUUAACGUUCCACCAAGAUUCCGUGACGUGUCUACAUAUGAGAAGGGAGAAGAUAUAGUCCUUAAGAUUCCAUUUACUGGAAACCCAAAACCAACUAUCAAGUGGAUCAGGGACGGCAAGGAGAUCUCUGGACACAGAUAUCAUAUUGAUGUCACAGAUCGCCACGCCUUCCUCACCAUCAAAUCUGCCGUGAAGGAUGACGAUGGUCCAUGGAGACUUCAACUUGACAAUGACCUCGGAACUGAUUCUGCUCUCAUCAAAAUACAAGUCAAUGAUCGUCCAGAAGCACCUAGGUUCCCAACUGUUGAGAAUAUCACAGAUGAGUCAUGUACAUUAACAUGGAAACCACCAUUGAAUGAUGGCGGCAGUUUUAUUACAGAAUAUUUCAUUGAAAAAUGUGAACUUCCAUCUUCCAGCUGGUCUAGAGUAGGAACUAAUAGAUUAACUGUACAAAAUGUGACAGGACUUUCCCCCGGUAAACAAUAUCAGUUCAGGGUAUCAGCUGAAAACUUCUAUGGUCGUAGUGAACCAUGUGAGCCCACCAAACCAAUCACCACGGAGAAGGUUCCAGAAAGCAAGAAAGGCAAAUUGGACGAAUUUGGACGCAAAAUCAGAGGAAAAUACGAUGGACCAAAGAUUGCCGAUUAUGAUAAACUAUACUAUGACUUGUGGAAGAAAUAUGUACCACAACCUGUUGAAGUUAAACAAGAAAGUGUAUAUGACUAUUAUGAUAUACUUGAAGAACUUGGAAGUGGUGCUUUUGGUGUGGUACACCGAUGUAUAGAGAAGGCGACUGGUCGUGUGUUUGUUGCCAAGUUUAUAAACACACCAUACCCACUAGAUAAACAUACAGUGAAGAAUGAGAUAAAUAUGAUGAAUCAGUUACAUCAUCCUAAACUGCUCAAUCUCAAAGAUGCCUUUGAAGAUAAACAAGAAAUGGUCCUUAUCCUCGAAUUUUUGUCUGGUGGCGAGUUGUUUGACCGUAUUGCAGCAGAAGAUUACAAGAUGUCGGAGGCUGAGGUUAUACAUUACAUGACACAAGUGUGCCACGGUCUAGAACAUAUGCAUGAGAACAGUAUAGUCCACCUCGAUAUUAAGCCGGAAAAUGUUAUGUGUGAAACAAAGAAAAGCAAUAAUGUAAAACUUAUAGACUUUGGUUUAGCAACAAAAUUAAAUCCUGAUGAGAUAGUGAAGGUAACCACGGCAACUGCUGAAUUUGCCGCCCCCGAGAUAGUUGACCAUGAGCCUGUGGGCUUCUACACAGACAUGUGGGCUGCCGGGGUCCUCGCCUACGUACUAUUGAGUGGUUUGUCCCCCUUUGCUGGCGAGGACGAUCUUGAAACCCUCCAGAACGUCAAGACGGGAGACUGGGAUUUCGAUGCCGAUGCCUUCUCGAAUGUUUCGGAGGAAGGCAAAGACUUUAUUAAAAAGCUUCUUGUGAAAACACCCCAGGCCCGUAUGACUGUACACCAGUGUUUGGAACAUGCCUGGUUAAAGGGAGAUCACUCUAACAGAACUCAUAGAAUUCCAUCAAGCAGAUAUGACAAGAUACGAGCAAAGAUUAAAGCAAGAUAUGCUGAUUGGCCAAUGCCAGACCCUGCUAUUGGUCGUAUUGCAAACUACAGCUCUCUUAGAAAACUUAGACCCAAAGAAUAUAAUAUCUAUGAUGCAUAUUUCGAUCGUCGUGAAGCCAUUCCGAAAUUCAUUCGUAAACCUCGCACCUGUACAGUCACUGAGGGACAAGGCGCUAAAUUUGAUUGUAAAAUUAUUGCUGCAUCACCACCAAUUGUUACAUGGUACUUUGAUCAAGUACAACUGUCACAGAGUGUUAAACACAUGCAGAAAUACCGCGGUAAAGAGUACGAGUUGAAGAUUAGCCGUGUUAAAAUGGAGGACAAGGGAGAAUAUGUGGUCAAAGCAGAAAACUCCUUCGGUAAACGUGAAGAACUCGGAAUUCUCAAAGUCGAAGCUGGUGAGAAGCCAAUUGUAAGCAGAGACACUACUCCAUUGAGAAGGUCAAGGUCAGAAGUCAGGGAGUUUGAAGCACCGAAGUUAGACCAUAAGCCAGAAGGUGGCUUUGACCUCCGACCUAGAUUUAUCCAAGCUGGAUGUGAGUUUAAGCUUACCACUAUUGUGGAGAGUAUUCCACCACCAAAGGUGACCUGGUUCAAGGAUGGUAAGGAGUUAAAGAAGAAUGAUCAUUACUCUAUCAGUUAUUCACAUGGUGUAUGUUCACUAGAAGUGUCACAAUCUGAAGUAGCAGAUACUGGUAUCUACAGAUGUUUAGCUGUCAAUGACCUUGGAGACUUUGAGACAUCUAGUAAAGUCAUUGUUGAAGAUCGUGUACAUACCCCAUUUAAAAAGAGAGCUGGUUCAGUAUCAGCUAUAAGCAGCUCUGCUUACUCCGGUAGCUACUCGCCAAUGUUGGGUCGAUCAUCGUACUCACGUAGCCAGUACAGUAGUGACUACGGCACAGGUAGAGACUACGGCACAACUUCAGACUAUAGUAGCAGUAAAGACUAUAGCACUAGCCGAGAUUUUAGCACCAGCCGAGAUUAUAGCACCAGCCGAGAUUAUAGUAGCAACCGAGAUUAUAGUAGUAGUAGAAAUUAUAGUAGCGGUAGGAAUUAUAGCAGCAGAGACUAUGGCGACUUCAGUAGCGGCUAUAGUAGUAAAUACGGUACAUCCGGCUAUGGCAGUUCGUCUCGUACUUCCAGGAAAUUUGCGGAUAGUUCAUACAGCGGAACGACCCGACGCUCAUAUAGGAACGAUGAUGCUGCACCACCAACAUUCACAGAUGAACUGGCGACCUUGACAUUGAAUGAAGGUGAAAAGUUGAUGCUCAAAUGUAAUGUAUCUGGAAAUCCCGAUCCUGAAGUCGACUGGUUCCAUGACGGAAAGAAUUUAAAGUUUAAUGAGAAUGCAAAAAUGAAAAAUCGAGCUGGACUUUGUACUCUUACGAUUCCGGAAGUGACGUCAUCAGAUUCUGGUGAAUAUCUAUGUAGAGCUAUCAACGAAGAUGGAGAGGCUGAAAUACGAACCACUAUAACAAUUAUAUCACAGAAUUCUCUGACUGUAUCAGAGAAGACUAACACAAUUCCAUUUAGUAAAGCCCCACCUAUGGAUCUACCCUGGUUUACCAAGCACCCACAAGGAAUGACGCUAAAUGACGGUGAUGCUGCUGUAGUUGAAUGUAUUGUCAGAGGAAACGCAGAGGUUACAUGGUACAAAGGGAACGAAGUUAUCCAAGACAAUGACGAUUUCAAAUAUGAGACUUCCGGCGAAACACACCGUUUGGCGAUAGCGGAGGUAUUUCCGGAGGAUAGCGGAAAUUAUUGCGCAGAGGCAUCUAACCAAACAGGAACUAGUUCUAGCUUUUUCACCAUCUUUGUAAAAGUCCCUGAAGAAGAACCAUCUGGACCUGUGUUCCUUGAGAUUCCAAAAUCACAAAAUGUUGAAGAAGGGGCACCAGUUUCAUUCACGUGCAAGCUGGAUAGAGUAGAGACAGUUACCUGGAUGAGAGGUACACAGAUUUUGGAUGAUUUAGGUCGGUUUAGAAUUACCAGAUGUGACAAUGAAAGCACUUUCACCAUACCGGCAGCUAUAGCAACAGAUUCCGGCAUGUUUGCUGUCGAGGCAAACAACGAAAAAGGGAACACGUUAUGGACAUUUACCCUGGCAGUUAACGUCAGUGCGUCACCAUGUGCUGAUAUUGACGUCAUCAAACUUAUUGAAUCCGCAAAAUAGCUUUAUAUGCAUUAAUUAGAACGUGGAAAUCAAACUUGCGCCAUGUUGACAGAAGUUGCAAUUCAGAAGGACAAUCGCCGGCCGGUUUUUGUGGGUCUGAGUGACCCACACAUAUAUCCGAGAAUUUAAUCUUAUCAGUGUGUUUUGUCUUUAAAGCUAAUUUUUCUGUAUAAUAAGCUAUUAAUAUGAAUGUUUAAUUUGUUUUCGGCAAGCUUAUAAAUAUAUUGCUUGUGUGAAAUGGUUUACUUUUCUUAUAAUUAUUUAUGGCAUUUAAUAAGGCAUGCCUUCUUUCUAAAGAUAUAAUCAAGGAUAAUAUUGCUGUGAUUUUAACGGUGUUUACAGUUUUAUGAUAUAUGUUAUGCAAUGAUGAUAAGCUGUUACAUGUCUUAUAAACUACAGAUGAAUGAUAAUGUAAUAAACGUGUACAUUUUG
This is a messenger RNA of Ruditapes philippinarum (Manila clam), 15722 nucleotides long. Its product is annotated as twitchin-like. Gene Ontology annotation, biological process: protein phosphorylation. The transcript is spliced from 100 exons. Lineage: Eukaryota; Metazoa; Mollusca; Bivalvia; Venerida; Veneridae. Gene Ontology annotation, molecular function: protein binding; protein kinase activity; ATP binding. The record is from RefSeq and is a predicted model, not a curated record. Bases 276 to 15290 code for a protein of 5004 amino acids.